GGUUGCUGGCCAGCUAGUGGCAGUGGCCGGUCAGAUUGUUUUGGUGGGAGGCGCGAGGGGCUUCGGACUUCCACUUUCUCUGGUUUCUUGUUUCUAUUAAGGGUUUCUGGUGGGUGUCAGGGACCUGCGGACGAGAAGGAUGCGGCUGAAGGGCUGGCCGGGAACGGUUCUGAGAACCCUCUUCCUGUCUGAGCCCAGUCGUGCGCGAACCCCCGGUUUGAAGGCGGGGUAGUGGGCAGACUGGGAACCUCCCUCUGGCAGGUCGCGUACUGCGCAGCCAGGAGCAGCCAAGCAGGGGGCGUGUCCUGAUGGUCUGGGAAUCUCAAACUUUCAUUGAGUUGGGAGCCAAGCCCUUCCACCUAGCCAGAAGUGGGGCUACCUGCGGACUGUUACAUGUUAAUGAGACCGGGCAUCUGGGUAGAGGCGUUUGUUCUGGAACCCAGCCUAGAAGCCUCCCGGUGGGUGAUAGAGCUUUCAAUGGAAGGAUGCCAAGAAGGAUUCUUUUUUUCUUUUUGUUUUUAGAGACAGGGUUUCUCUGUGUAGCCCUGGCUAUCCUGGAACGCACUCUGUAGACCAGGAUGGCCUCGAACUCACAGACAGCUGCCUGUGUCUGCCUCCUGAGUGCUGAAAUUAAAGGGGUGCACCACUACCACCUGGUUCUGGGAAGGAUUCUUAAGGGAACAGUGAGAUACCAGUUCCCUCCAUCCUAUCUGUCUUAUUACCUCACUUCUCCAACUCCAGGGGACUCCAGCGCGGCCAUCUCCCCUAUUUGCUCAAUACUUGUGAAUUUACAUAUCGAUUACUCUGCCAUCUCCAGCUCUCCAGUACUUGUGCCUGACGAGCCUGAUGGAUAGUAUCCCGACACACACCAGAGGCAAGAUGGCAGCUGGUCAGAAUGGCCAUGAGGAGUGGGUGGGCAGUGCAUACCUGUUUUUGGAGUCUGCGGUAGACAAGGUGGUCCUGUCUGAAGCCUAUACAGAUCCCAAGAAGAAGGCGGCAAUAUACAAGGCUCUGCAGACUGCAUUGUCAGAGAGUGGGGACAGUCCUGACGUACUGCAGAUCCUCAAGAUCCACUGCAGCGACCCUCAGCUCAUCGUCCAGUUGCGUUUCUGCGGGCGCCUGCUGUGCGGCCGCUUCCUCCAGGCCUACCGCGAGGGGGCGCUGCGCACCGCGCUGCAGAGGUGCAUGGCCGCGGCGCUUGCCCAGGAAGCGAUGCGAUUGCAACUGGAGUUGCGUGCUGGGGCGGAGCAGCUGGACAGUUGGCUGACCGAUGAAGAGCGCUGUCUGAAUUACAUCUUAGCCCAGAAGCCCGACCGGCUCAGGGACGAGGAACUCGCGGAGCUGGAGGAUGAGCUCUGCAAACUGACCUGUGACUGCGCUGGCCAGGGUGGAGCCACACAGGUAGCUCCAGCGAGUUCGAAGUCCCUGGUUUCAUCUCCGACCGAGGAGAAGCCACUGCCGGCCGCCUGCCAGACUUUUCUGUUCCAUGGUCAGCCCAUAGUGAACCGGCCACUGAAUCUGCAAGACCAGCAGACGUUCGCGCGCUCAGUGGGCCUCAAGUGGCGCAGGGUGGGGCGCUCGCUGCAGCGUAGCUGUCGAGCACUGAGAGACCCUGCCCUCGACUCGCUGGCCUACGAGUAUGAGCGCGAUGGGCUAUAUGAGCAGGCCUUCCAGCUGCUGCGCCGGUUCAUACAAGCCGAGGGCCGCCGCGCCACAUUGCAGCGCCUGGUGGAGGCGCUGGAGGAGAAUGAGCUCACUAGUCUAGCAGAGGAUCUGCUGGGCCAGGCGGAGCCGGAUGACGGCCUGGCUUAAGUCUAGUACUGUGGAAAAGGGCGGUCAACCAGUUUUUGGAACCCAUGGGUAGUUGUUGGGGUCUUUUUACUGCGGAUGUUGCUACUGCUGGCCACUUUCCAUCCACUGGACUCGGAGAGCAUACAAACUCCCCUACCUAGCUGAGCGGCUGGAGUGGAACUAACUGCUCUCCCCCUCAACCCCCACCGCCCCCAGGAACCAGAUAAGCACCGCAGGGGUGCAUCACUGAUGAUCAUAUAAAAAGAGGACUUCCCGCAAAAACCCACUAAGUACCUGGACCUUCUGAAACCUAGAUGUCAUUCAAGGUGCUACAAAAAGUGUCUUGAGCGGGAUGGCACGAUUUUCCCUGCCCUUGCCUGGUAUUCAUCGUGGGACCUAAGCACUUUGCAACGAAAAUAAAAUGUAACCCUUUUACAGACUUGUAGAAA
This is a messenger RNA of Grammomys surdaster, 2240 nucleotides long. It is a transcript of the gene Tradd, whose product is annotated as TNFRSF1A associated via death domain. Gene Ontology annotation, biological process: extrinsic apoptotic signaling pathway; positive regulation of canonical NF-kappaB signal transduction. Gene Ontology annotation, cellular component: tumor necrosis factor receptor superfamily complex. The record is from RefSeq and is a predicted model, not a curated record. Gene Ontology annotation, molecular function: transmembrane receptor protein tyrosine kinase adaptor activity. The transcript has 5 exons. Lineage: Eukaryota; Metazoa; Chordata; Mammalia; Rodentia; Muridae. The coding region runs from base 847 to 1812 and encodes 321 amino acids.